Cajanus cajan (pigeon pea) is the source of this 2307-nucleotide messenger RNA. RefSeq names its product cationic amino acid transporter 7, chloroplastic. The record is from RefSeq and is a predicted model, not a curated record. Gene Ontology annotation, cellular component: plasma membrane. Gene Ontology annotation, molecular function: amino acid transmembrane transporter activity. Gene Ontology annotation, biological process: amino acid transport; transmembrane transport. NCBI's taxonomy places the organism in Eukaryota, Viridiplantae, Streptophyta, Magnoliopsida, Fabales, Fabaceae.
UAGAGGUGAAUUGGGGGAGAUAAGGAGGGGAAGAGUGAUUUUGAAAUAUUGAUUUAAUAUUUAAUGAGGAUGUGGCAACAGGCAGAGGCAGAGGCAGAGGCAGAGGCAGAGAGACAGAGACAGAGACACAACUGUUGGGUUCUAAACGAAAGGCAAGUGCAAAGGCAAAGCAUGUCCACCUUAUAAAACCAACCAACCCAUUCCACAUCGCACUCAAAACUCACAACUCACAACUCACAACUUACCAACAUAACCCUUUCCUAUUGCAAUGGACUCCUCAAACUCUUCGUUUUCCAGCUUCCGCGCCUACCUCCGCGCCCUCUCCCACACCCCCACGCGCCUCGCCCGACGCGCCCUCUCCGUCUCCACCUGCUACGAUGAGGUUAGCCACGUGCGAGCCCGCUCUGGCCCCACCAUGCGCAAGACCCUCCGCUGCUUCGACCUCGUCUCCCUCGGCAUCGGCGGAAUGGUUGGCGCCGGCGUCUUCGUCACCACCGGAAACGCCACCCGCCACUACGCCGGCCCCGCCGUCCUCCUCUCCUACGCCAUUGCCGGCUUCUGCGCCCUCCUCUCCGCCUUCUGCUACACCGAGUUCGCCGUCGACAUGCCGGUCGCCGGCGGCGCCUUCAGCUACCUCCGCGUCACUUUCGGCGAAUUCGCUGCAUUUCUUACCGGCGCAAACCUCGUGGUGGACUACGUCUUGUCGAAUGCCGCCGUUGCCAGAGGCUUCACCGCGUACCUCGGCGCCGCCAUUGGAAUCUCCUCCGCUAAAUGGCGCCUCAUCGUUCCUUCUCUUCCCAAAGGCUUUAACGAGAUCGACAUCGUGGCCGUGGCUGUCGUUUUGCUGAUCACCCUCGUCAUCUGCUACAGUACGAGAGAGAGUUCUGUGGUGAACAUGAUACUGACGGCGCUGCACAUAUUGUUCAUUGUGUUUGUGAUAACAAUAGGCUUCUGGAGAGGGAGUUGGAAAAACUUUACGCAUGCCGCUAACCCGGAAAACCCCUCCGGUUUCUUCCCAUACGGUGCUGCUGGAGUUUUCAAAGGUGCAGCCGCCGUUUACUUAAGUUAUAUUGGCUACGACGCCGUUUCGACUAUGGCGGAGGAAGUCAAAGACCCUGUGAAGGAUAUUCCCAUCGGUGUCUCCGGUUCCGUGGUUAUUGUUACGGUUCUCUACUGUCUUAUGGCCGCUUCCAUGACCAAACUUCUUCCUUACGACAUGAUCGAUGCAGAAGCACCGUUUUCGGCGGCGUUCAGUGGAAAAUCGGACGGUUGGGGAUGGGUGUCUCGAGUGAUAGGAGUGGGGGCCAGCUUCGGGAUACUGACGUCGCUGUUGGUGGCGAUGUUGGGUCAGGCUCGAUACAUGUGCGUCAUAGGCCGUUCCAAUGUGGUCCCAUCUUGGUUCGCUAGGGUCCACCCCAAGACCUCUACCCCUGUCAACGCCUCAGCUUUUCUUGGAAUCUUCACAGCGGCAAUAGCCCUUUUCACUGAUCUUGAUGUCCUCCUCAAUCUGGUGUCCAUUGGUACCCUAUUUGUCUUUUACAUGGUGGCAAAUGCCGUGAUCUAUAGACGUUAUGUGGCUACUGGGACAACGAAUCCAUGGCCUACAUUGUCCUUCCUCUGCUCAUUUUCCUUUACCGCUAUCAUGUUCACCCUUAUUUGGAAAUUUGUACCCACAGGAGGGGCAAAAGCAGGGAUGCUGAGUGCCAGUGGUCUUGUUGCGAUUGCAAUAUUACAACUUUUCCAUUGCAUGGUCCCUCAGGUUCGAAAGCCAGAAUUCUGGGGUGUCCCAUUCAUGCCCUGGAUACCCUCUAUUUCAAUCUUUCUCAAUGUGUUUCUGUUGGGAUCACUGGAUGGGCCAUCCUAUGUUCGAUUUGGAUUCUUUUCGGCUGUUGCGGUGCUUUUCUAUGUCUUGUACAGUGUUCAUGCUAGCUUUGAUGCCGAAGGAGAUAGUUCUUUGACUGGAAAGAAUGGAGAAGUCCACGUGGAAUCAAAAGAAAUUGAGGACCAAAGUUUCAAAGUGUAGAUAGAUAAAUGACCCUUUGAUUAUGUUUUUUAAUUUUAAGUUGGGAUCACUUCAACCUUUUUGGAUGGUUGAGGGUCACUUGGAACAAGGAUGUGGGGAGGGAGAAUUAUGUGGAUUACAUAUUAAAUGUAUCAGAAUAUUAGAAUAGGCUGCAACUUUUGUAGAAGUGGCGAAUUGUAUAGUUAGACUGGCUUCGGCUUAGGUUGUGAUCUCUUUUUUUGUAAAUUCUCUUAAUUCUAUCCCCCAAGACAAAAAUGAAAUAAAAAAAUCUAGGUUCAUCUACC